AUGGCUACGCCACGAAGGCGAAUAGGCCUUGAAAAGGUUAGUUCUUUUUUUUUCGAACUUUUUUUUUAUUAUUUUGAAAAACACGAUGUUUUUGGAUGGGAAAAUAAAAAUAUGACGUAGACAUUUUUCAUGUUUUCAGUAUUUGGAAAUUUAGAUAAAAUCAAAAAAAAAACUGAAUGUGAGUUAUAAACAAUUUUUAUAGCCCAACUUUUUUUCUCAAUGUUCUAUGUAUUAAAAAUUCUAGAAAUUUCAAAAAGAAACCUGUUUCGAGAUAUUCUGAAUGUCUGAGAAAAUCUGAAAAUCUAGAAAUUUUGUGCGACAUAUUUUUGUUUCCGGUCCCUUUUAUUCACAGAAAGAAAAUAUCAAAUUUCUUCGAGUCCCAAGAAAAGUUUAGAAUUUCUUCCUUCGCCAGAAAAAAAUGUGACCCGGUUUCAGAUUGGCCUAUAUGACGUGGGCCGUGUGAUUGGUCGUGGUAAUUUUGCGACAGUUCGUAUAGGUCGACAUCGGAUUGCCAAAACCAAGGUGAAUUCCAUUUCCAUGGGAACAACAAUUGUUUUUCAUGAUUAUUUUGAAAAUUCUCAUUUUAUUUUAUGUCAUUUUUUAUUUCAACCAACCAUAUGAUGAUUUCAGGUGGCGAUAAAAAGUAUUGAUGUUUCAAAGUUAGACAAAGAAAAUUUGGUCAAAAUUGAGAGGGAAGUUCAGAUUUUGAAAACGAUCGAUCAUCCACAUAUUGUUAAGACAUACGAAGUACGUUUUAUUUGUUUCUUGUUUUUUACUUGACUAACCAAAAAAAGAGAAGAGAAGAAUGAUAACAACCAGUAGAAAAAAAAAGAACAACAUUUUAUAAUACCCUCCAAUAGAAAAAAAAGAAUUGAAUAGAGAGGAUAAUCCAAUGACGCCUUUAUUCAGAUUAUGCGACAUGAUCGGAUGAUCUAUAUAGUCACGGAAUAUUGUAGUGGUGGUGAAUUGUAUGAUACAUUAAUAGAAAAAGGUCGCGUUCCGGAAAAUCAGGCGAGAAAAUGGUUUGCACAAACUGCAUCUGCACUUCAAUAUUUACAUUCGAGAGGAAUUGUCCAUCGGGAUUUGAAAGCUGAAAAUAUUUUAUUAGGAAAAGAUUCAGAGAUUAAACUAAUUGAUUUUGGUUUCUCGAAUUUUCAAGAACCCGACAAUCUUUUGAAUACCUGGUGUGGAAGUCCACCAUAUGCUGCACCUGAAUUAUUGCUUGGGAAGAGUUAUGAUGGAAUGAAGGCUGAUAUUUGGUCAAUGGGUGUUUUAUUGUAUAUAUUAGUUACUGGCGGGUUUCCAUUUCCAAGUGAUUCUGUCAACAAAUUGAAACGAAGUGUUUUGAGUGGACAAGUCAAGAUUCCUUAUUGGGUGUCAGUUGGUGAGUUUUAUAAAAACCCUUUUCUUUCUGUAUUGUCUUUAUUUUUUCAGAAUGCGCUGAUUUCAUUCGUAAAAUGCUUGUCCUCAAUCCCGCCAAACGAUAUAAUAUUCAAAAUGUUCUUCAACACAGGUGAGUACGACCAAAGUACACACAGAACAAAUGUAUAAAUCACAUCACUUUUUGGGCGAGAAUGCCAAAGAGCUAGCCUAUAAUUAGAUAAGUAUAGGCUUCUUUUUCGUAAUUUUUCAUCCAACGAAAAUUACAACCGUUGAGUUGAGGUGGAAAAGAUCAGUUGUUAAAAUACACGUAGGAACAUUUUUUUGUUGGAAAAGAGAAAAUUGAAUUAUAGAAAUAGAAAAAUUAGAAUUCUGUUUCAGAUGGAUGAGUGGUCAAGAUGAAACUCCUUCCUUUUUGUCAUCUCAACUUCUCGAAGCAAUUCCUUCAAGUUCUUUCGAAAUUCGCCAACAAACCACAUCCAAACUCAACCCAACAAUCAUGCUUUUUAUGCAACAACACGGUCGUUGGGGCGAAGAUCAGAUUUGUGAUGUAAGUGUAUAGAAAAAGGAAAAAGGAAAAAAAAGAGAAAUAUAUAUGUUUAUGUACAUACAUAUAAAUGAAUUAUGUAUAUCGUAUGUGCAUAAAAUUUUCAUUAUUUUCAUUAUUAUAGGCUGUGAGGCGACGAGAUUUUGAGAGUCCCAUAUUUUCAACAUAUGAAUUAUUGCAUGACAAAGUAAAAAAGACAUCAGAUGGGUCUAGUGGAGAUGAUUAUCCAAGACGAGGAUCAAGGGGUUCAAUAUUAAGUGGAAGAGCUAAUGUUGAUGAUCAGCCAUUGACACCAACUAUUUCGGCGCAUCAAUUAGCACAAUUGAAUUUGAGUAGUCCGGAAAGUGAUUCGGAUGAUUCAUCGAAUUCUGAUCUUUGUGAUGAUUCACCAAUGUCUUCCUCGUUGCGUCCACAAAAUCAUGAUCGACAGUUUGGUUUUGCUGCGCAAGGUUUGGAUGUUACGUCUGCACAAAAUCGGCAUGAAAAUCGGCGACAUACUUUAUGCGCCAGUGAGCAGAUUCUUACACCAAAUCUUAUACCGUUCACUUCACCACUUCUUAAUGGUAUUCAUUUGAAUGCUCCCUUGGGAAUCACACCAAUGCCAGAAGGACAAGCCGCUGAUUUUAGUACACCUUUAUUACACCCAGCUUUUGGUGUGGCGGAUUAUACAAGAAUGUUACCAGUGCCAAAGAGUGGGUUUUAUUUUUCUAAUUUCCUUUUCCCAUCUCCCUAUUCUCUGUAUUGUCCAAAAAUAGACUUUCUAAAAAUAUAACAAUAAUCUAACAUCAUCAAAUAUGAUACGGUUUUAUCAGAAAACAUGUAUGAUAAUAAAUAUGUGGGAAAAAAAUCGAGAAAAAAAAUAAUUCUCACAUUGGGGUUCUUGGAAAAUUGAAAACGUUUUACAGAUGAACGUCGAGCAUCGGCUGGAGAAACAUUGCUACCGACAAAUUUUGAUAUUCAACAACAUUUUGCAAAUCUUCCCAAUAACACUCUCACUUUUCCAGAAACUGUUGAGGAGGAAGGAAAAACGUUAGUAGAAUUUUUGGCCUCAAUUUCAAACCUUUAGAUCUUGGACCUGUUCUGACAUGAGUUCAGCCAAAUUUUCUCGAAGAACCCAACCUUUUUUUCUAGGUACCUUAACAAAUAUGGUGGUAAACGAAACACUGUGCAUUGCCUGAAUAAUCAAAUGGGAGGAGGAAUUCAAAACCCGAUUCCUCGCUAUAAUCGAGCACCGUAUUCAAAAGCACCACCCACGGAAAGGUAACAGUGUACAAAUGAUAAUGAUUUUUUCCAAAACAAUCUUGUUUCUAGAAGAAGUAGUUGGGCGUCUGCAGCACCUUCUCAACAACAGCAAAAUCAUCUGGAAAAACUAUUCAAGCAAACUCUUCAAGUGCACAACGAUAUUCAGAAUUUGCAUAAAGAGUUCAAUGAACUCUCCUAUAAUUGCUCACAGUAAGUGUUUUUUGUUGCUUUCCAUUUUUUUUGCAGAAUUUUUUCCCUUCUCUUUUUAUCCCCGAAACUGGCGUUUUUUAAAGCCCUCAACCCCCUCCAAACCACUACUUUUAUUUUAACACGUCUCUUUUGAUCAGGUCGACAAAUGAGGGAAGCUCUUUGGCAUGUCCGCAAAUCUCAAUAACUGAUGAAUAUAACCGUCAACAUAAUAUUGCACCAUCUGCAUCUUCAUUUGAUCCUGUUAGCAUGUUCCAAAAGAAUGUUAGUUAUCAAAACCUCAUUUUUUCAACAAACCGAAAAAUUGGAAACAUUUUUUUCUAACCACAAUUCCCACUUCUAAAAACAAACUUUUAAUGCUCAUCUGAUCUUCGACAUUUUUUUUCGGAUUAUGAAAAAAUUAUCUAAUUCACAUGAUUUCUUACGGAAGUCAUGUGAGAGAGAAAAAAUGAAACCGUAUCCUUUUCUGAUCUCAAGCAAAGGUUACUUAUGAAUAAUUUCAAGUCCAAAAAUCAAAGUUUUCAACAUGUACUUAGUUCAUGCAUAUUUUCUCUCGAUUAAUUUUUUUCUACAUUCUUUGAACUCAUCAUUUUUCUAGGCGCAAGAAUUAGUAUUCGGUCAACGACCGGCAACAGCAAUUGGUUUCUCGUCAACAACUUCAUUCUCAGGAACAUCAACACCAGAUCAAACGGCACGAAGUAUGGAUGAUCGUGUUAAAGUGAGUUUGCUGAAAUUUUAAUGAUGAUAAUUGUUAUAUAUACAAAUAAUUGCGUGAGAAUUUAUUACGUUUUCCAUUUUUCUCUUCUCCGGCGAUUUUUUUCAGUCUGAGGGGGCGAUAAUUUCCGGAAAGUGCAAUUAUUUUCCAUGAACAUUUUCGGAAAUUAUAUGUGCGGGGACUAGGAAAUUGUGACAUUUUUCAUUGUUUUGUUUGAUGGGAAAGUAAAUUGAUUUGAGUUUUGGAAAGUGGAGGAGGGAAUAUUUGAAAAACAAGCUUUAAGUUAGCAAAUUAUUAUACCUUAAUAAAGAUCAAUGAAAAUUAUAGAACCAUAUUCCCCUAGGCUCAAACAGUGUGGGGAUUGAUUCAUUCUGAAAACUUUGGCACAUCAACAAAAACACGUUCUGAACUUUUGAAGUUCUAAAUUUUCUAGACAAAAAUGUUCAUGGAAACUUUAACAUUGUGCUUCAAAAACUUGUUGGAACUUUUCUCAAAUCAUAAAACAUAAAUUUGAUUAGAAACUUUUCGAAGCUAUUUUCAUUAUAGGAAUCUCUCACCUAUCACUUAACAUUAAAAAAUUCUCGAAAUUUAUACCAAAAUUUUCCCUUAAUUAUCAAUCUUCCGAAUUUUCAAUUCCAAAACAAUACCUCAGAAAUUUCAUCUGCAAACUAUCAUCUUAAACUUGAAAUUGUUUUUUUUUCAAAACAUCAAUCUGGUCAUCGAAAAAAACCUGUGAUUGAUCACAUGUCACUCCAAACUAUUUUUCAAUUUUCAGAGCUUCGUGUCUUCUCUUCCAUUUGCUGACAUCAUCGAAGAACUGAAAAAUAGUUUGAAUAGUUUGAAAAUUCCAUUUUCUGAAACUAAUGAACUUGUUUAUGAAGAUCAUGGUAAGCAGGCUUGUUCUAAUUAGAGCAUAUUUUUAAUGCAAUUUGUUUUCAGAAAUGAGACGUUUAUCAUUGCCAACUGGUGUUGAAAUUGGUGUUGCUGUUUUACCACCCGAACAAAAAUCGCAUGUUGAAUUCGCAAUAUUGUCCAAUGAUUCGCCAACUUCUGAAAUCAUAUGUGAUCAGCUGAUCUGUCGGUUGAGAAUGAUUGAUCCAAAUUCUACCGCUGAAUGA
Molecule: messenger RNA, 5209 nt
Organism: Caenorhabditis angaria
Lineage: Eukaryota; Metazoa; Nematoda; Chromadorea; Rhabditida; Rhabditidae
Source: the annotation of a GenBank genome assembly